This is a messenger RNA of Aspergillus ibericus CBS 121593, 2407 nucleotides long. RefSeq lists its product as uncharacterized. The record is from RefSeq and is a predicted model, not a curated record. The transcript has 2 exons. NCBI's taxonomy places the organism in Eukaryota, Fungi, Ascomycota, Eurotiomycetes, Eurotiales, Aspergillaceae. The coding region runs from base 1 to 1977 and encodes 658 amino acids.
AUGGCUGGCACCAUGGCCGACGACGAACUCUUCACAAGGGCCAUCUCUGGGUAUCGGGACGCUUUCUUGGUUCGACACUCCCAUCUUCCGGAAUCAGAGCGCAAUGAACUUUGGAGUCAGCGGUUAAGUCAGUUCAUGACCACCACGGCCUCUUCUUCCACAUCCCCUUCCGCCUCCUCUUCCAGCUACCGCCCGGUUCCCGGCUCUGGUCUCCUUGAAGAUGGCGGUUCAGCUCUCGAGAAAUCUGGGAAACGGACACGACAGGAUACUCCCCGGACCCUACCUGGUUCUGGUCUUCCUCCGCCGAAACGACGAGUCACCACUCCGGAACCUCCAGUGACCGUUGAUCUGACGCGCGAACUGUCUCACGCGUCUUCGCCGGCGGCUCCUGAGACUCGACGCCUAUCAAGAACGAACUCUCGGAAGGGCAACUCGGUCUCCUUCUCCGGUCCUGGGUCCUCUUCCCGGCAUACAGCCAUGGUCCGCUCGCAGAGCCAGCAGACGCCGGUUGCUCACCGGCCGUCGCUGGCCUCCACUGUGACGGGAUUUCGCCAUUCCUAUGGACCCCAGCGUGUUCAGCGUCGCCUUGACCAUGUCAACGAGUACACACCUUCCGAAUACACCAAACAGUACUUGGGUGACUUCCAGGGCCAGGGUCACGUCUCGGCACUCUCUAUGGCGCUUUCUGCGGAUCCGACGAUGACUGGACUUCAACAAGAACCACAGCUGAAUCAGGGACAGCCUGAGCUGAUGGCGAACUUUACCGCCAUGACCAACCCCGUCAUGGUCGACCAGCCGGUUCAACCGGCUGCCGUGGAGAUGAGCAGGAGUACCACUACGGACUCGCUGUGUGGGGGCUUGGGAAUGAUGAGGUUCGAUUCCUCGGGACCGAAUCUGGACUCUACUUUCUCAUUUUCCGUCCCCUCUGAAUUUGUUACCUCCACCUCACCGAUGAACGUCCCCUUCCCCACCUCCUUCACCUCCAUGCACCGAAAUCCCCACCCUGAAAUUCCCUUCCCAUUUACCGAACCUUCUGGGCCGAUGUCAUUUUCCUGUUCCGCACCAUCUUCUACAUCCUUCCAUCCGCCUAUCCCUACCAUCUCCCCGUCCCCCGCGACGGAAAUGCGGCCUUCUAUGUCCGUUGAGAGUGACAGUUCGUCUCUGUCUCAGCCGUCUAGAGCGGCUCGCAGGACUCAAGAACAGAUUGUGCAGGGCACGCGGCCCAUUGCCCCCAAAGCUGAGCCGCACAGCAGCUCACCACCCAAGGUGGCGGAGCAGCACAAGAUGAUUCGCAUCUCAUCAUCGGAUGGUACUUCCAAAGAGGUUGCAGCCAUUCCCAAGGCUUCGAUCCAGCGGCCCCCGCGUCCGAAGACGUAUUGUAACAUGUGCAACGACCAGCCUGACGGCUUCCAUGGGGAGCACGAGCUGCGUCGACACAUUGAGCGGGUUCACGCUGUUGUUCGCAAGGUUUGGGUGUGUGUUGACAUAUCUCCAGGGAAGACAUUCCUGGCAAACUGCAAGGCUUGUCGGAAUGGGAAAAGAUAUGGUGCUAACUACAACGCCGCUGCCCAUCUUCGUCGCACCCACUUCAACCCGUGCCAGCGCGGCCGUGGUGGUCGUGGAAAAGACAGUGAGAAGCGCGGUGGUAAGGGCGGUGGGAACCAUCCGCCUAUGGAUGUCCUGAAACAUUGGAUGGUGCAGAAAGAGGAAAUUGUCCUCGAGAAUGCCCAGAACUAUAUUGACCAGGAUGCACUAGGCGAUGAUCUGGCGGCUGGUCCGUCCGAUGAUGUCCCAUUCUCCGGGUUGCCGCAAGCUUCGGUCGAAGACAUCUCUUCCCAAGGUUUGGAAACCGCCCUGGUGAACGGGUAUGAAACCUAUGCUGCGCUGCCCACGAUGGCCAUGGACCCGUCCAUUGAUGCUGCUCCGUGUUACUUCGAUUCUCAGACCUUGCCGCCUGAGAUCGAUUCGUAUGUGUGAUUGUAUAAACAUCCUGACGGUUGGCUUCUUCCUCCCGAGAAUCUGGAGACUAGAUCUCUCGUAUCUCUGACGGGUUUCUUGUUGAUAUAUUUCUUAAACAUUGCGUCUUUGGGGCUGUUUCUAUACUCUUCACAUUGUGCGUUUUUUGCGACUAUAUUUCAUGUGAUAAUUGCUCUUUGGUUCUUCUCUUCUUCUUUGGAUUUUCUUCCUGAUUCUUCUUUCUCAUCUCUUUUUCUCCCGGUUCUUUUUCUCUUCUCUUCUCCUAUAUCUUCAUUCUUGCGACCCCAGAGGCCGACAUAGUCGACUUGGUGAUGCCCUAACGGGCGCUACGACAUAAUGUGUGAUGAUGAGCAGUCAAUCAGCCAGACUCAGAUUCCUGAAUACAUUGAUUUGGUGAACGUCGUGCAUGAAAGCAACGGUCCUUCGGAGC